Messenger RNA from Lachancea mirantina, 2832 nucleotides. NCBI's taxonomy places the organism in Eukaryota, Fungi, Ascomycota, Saccharomycetes, Saccharomycetales, Saccharomycetaceae. The record is from the annotation of a GenBank genome assembly.
AUGUCGUUAUUCGACACAAUUAGACAGAAGGCGGCUUCUGUGAGCUUCCUAGAUAAAUUGAGCGAUAAUGUUUCUCCGGCGUUAACGCGGGAUGAAAAAUUCAGAAAAGAGUAUCAUCUCCCUGAAGAAGAAUGCAUCAUUGCCGAUAUCAACGCAGAUUUAUCUUACUUUAGCAAACACAAUGAUCUGAACCGUGAAGAUUCACAAAAGAAGGAUGGUUUGGCUUACGUUUUCUCCGGGAGAAUUUUUCUUUCGCCGCAUUACCUAGUCUUUAGAGACUCUUUUGACAAGACAUCAUGUGUUUUAAUCCUCAAUAUUAGUUGCAUUAGACGGGUGGAGAGAUCGUCUACGAGUGCACAUGCUUUAUCUUUGACCAUUACUUUGUAUUCAGGAACAAGAAUUAUCGUACAAUUUAUUGGGUUACGACACAAUUCUCAAGAAUUCAGCCAGGCAUUAAAAACGCAACUUUCGAGCAACAUUCCUCAAACGAAAUUGUUAAUGCCUUUUUUGGACUCCUGUUAUUCCGAAUAUUUGAUCUCAAAGAAUAUCGAAAAACGGCCAAAUGUGACACCACCACCAGCGGGCUUAGGUCAAAUAUACAAAUAUCCAGGAAACCCGAAUAUUUCGAAAGAGAGGCCUAAAUUGAAGCUAUGGUUUGAUUAUUUUCGAGAAAACGGCAAAAACUUGACCUUAGUCAAAAAUCACUUUUUCCAAAAGCUUAUUAGAGUAGGUGUUCCGAACAGAUUGCGUGGUGAAAUAUGGGAAUUGUGCUGCGGGUCAAUUUACUCGAGAUUUCAGAAUCCGGGCUAUUAUGCUAAUAUUUUAGAAGAAAACAAGGGAAAGCUCUCGUUGGCCAUCGAGGAGAUCGAAAAAGAUCUAAAUAGAUCUUUGCCUGAGUACUCAGCUUAUCAUGACGAAGAAGGUAUAAAACGACUGCGCAAUGUUCUUACUGCUUAUUCUUGGAAAAAUCCUGAAAUAGGAUAUUGCCAAGCAAUGAACAUUUUGGUUGCUGCCUUGUUGAUUUUCAUGACAGAGGAGCAAGCUUUCUGGUGUCUAUCAUGCCUAUGCGAUAAUUACAUCCAAGGUUACUACUCAAAAACAAUGUACGGAACCCUUCUCGAUCAAAAGGUAUUCGAAUCCUUCGUUGAGAGCAAGAUGCCCGUUUUGUGGGAUCACAUCAACAGAAAUGACAUUCAGCUAUCAAUAAUAUCCCUACCCUGGUUUUUAUCUCUCUUUUUCACAGCGAUGCCCCUGCCGUAUGCUUUUCGAAUAAUGGAUAUAUUCCUGGUCAACGGACCUGUUACCUUAUUCCAGGUUGCUCUUGGCGUAUUGAAAGUCAAUGGAGAAGAUCUGUUGGAGGCAGAUGAUGACGGAAUGUUCAUUGCAAUCUUGAAGAGCUACUUUCAGACUCUCGAAGAUAGCGCUCACCCGGAUUCAAGUGACACCAGGUACAAACAAAUCAACAGAUUUCAGGAGUUAUUGGUUGUCGCCUUCAAGGAGUUUGAUAUUAUAACUGGAGCUAUGGUUGAGCGAGAGCGCAAUAAACAUCGAAAAGAUAUUAUGCAUAACAUCGAAUCCUUCGCAAAAAGAACGCAGCUGCGAAAUAUAACAUCGGUGAGAAAUCUUUCGGCGAACGACAUUUCUAACCUAUAUGACGCCUUUUACCAAUGUAUUGAAACCGAAAAAGGCAGCAAAGAUACCGAAAAGUCUCGAAUGGAAUUUGCAGCAUUUUGCCAAUUUCUGGCAAGAAUCUGUGAUUGGUGCAAAUAUUGCGAAAGUGACGAUAUGCCUGGAUUCCGUAAGCAAAAAAGGCAAUUUCUCAAAAAGCUUUUUAACUAUUGGGAUACUUCCAAGUUGGGUGAUUUGAGUCUCAAUGACGUUCUUGCUGGACUAGAUUCUUUAUUAUCUGAGGACUUGAUGGUAUCGAUAAACAAUUAUUUUGCCCUUUACGAUGUUGAUAAAAAGGGAGAACUCCAGCGUGAGGAUAUCCUCCAACUUUCCGAGGGACUUCUUUUUUUGACUGAAGCAUGGAGAAAUGGCAGGUACGUUGAUAAGAUCACGCAAAGUAGGAUAGAAGACGAUAUCGCAGAUUCCCUGAUAGAAUCGGGCGGAAAAGUCGAGAGCAAUUUAGACACUAUCGAAUUGCCCUCUGGAGUCGAGAUAGACGAAGAAAAGUAUAGGUCCGAGCAGGCAGAAAGAUAUCUGAAAGCCGCGAGUAGCUUCCUUCAACGGUGCUUCGAAUACGCGCGACCCUUGGACCUUGCAGGCGACAUAGAUUUGCUAGAUUUAUCAGAUUCAGAAGAAGCCGGCAGUGAUACGAAGAAGAAACAGUGGGAUUCGUUAAAGGCAAAUGCAGCUUUAGACCCCAUCCACCCAAUGGUACUAGAUUUGGCCACCUUCAGAAUGAUUAUUUUGGCAGAGGAGACUUACGAACUGUUUUUCGCUUCUACGCUGCGCGAGUCUAUUCACGUGAGUGAUCUUGUCUGUACGUCAGAGACGCACGGCACUGCUUUGAGAAGCAUGUUUGAUGGUUUACUUGCCGAUGGCAGAAGAGUCGCCAACCAAGUGCGCCGCCGUGUUGAUUCUGUUGCAACAAGGACAAGUGGUACGUCAGAAAUCUCUGGAGAAAGCUCACAUGGCCGCGAUGACAUAGACGAUUUCCUUGACGAUCAAAACGAAGAGCACGCUGAUUUAUUGAAAUCUGAUAUCCUGGGAUUAGAAAUCGAGAAUGAAGGAAGUAAAUCAGUUAUGCGACGCAGUAUAGAGGGUUCAACUUCAACAAAAAGCUUUCAAGAAAAGGAAGAAAACUUGAUUGACUUUGAGACUGUCUAA